Molecule: messenger RNA, 395 nt
Organism: Moneuplotes crassus
Lineage: Eukaryota; Ciliophora; Spirotrichea; Euplotida; Euplotidae
Source: the annotation of a GenBank genome assembly
AAAUAGACCGUUUCGAAAUUCCUUGGCCAAAGCUGGCUAGCUUUGACCGGAAAGGAAGGUUUGAGUGGGUUUUUGUGGAUGUUGAAAUGAAGUUUAAGGGGUUGAGAAAGGAAAAUUGGUGUGAACAUUUUGAGUAGAAUUGAAAGGAAGGAAUGAAGAUGAAAUAGGGUAUGAUGACAAGUAGAGCAGAAGACUAUGGAAGGGGUUUUUGAUAAAGACAAUAUUUGAAAAAUAUUUUUAUCCGAGGAGAUUUUCUUAGUUAAUUCAAGAAUUUCGAUAAGUCAUCAGAAAAAUAGUCCUGUCCCAACCUAGUUAUUAAUAAUCCCAUUACAGUUAAGGAGAAUUAUAGCCUCUUCUGUUAAGUUCUUAGCCUUACACUCAUGGUUACAUCUAAA